GAAAAAAGAAAUCUUUAAAUUUUUGUUUGUUUUUAAAUUUAUUAAAUUUGCUGAUCAAACGAUAUAGCAACAAGAUAAGCAAAAAAACUGUCAAGACACAAUUACGAUUGUUAACGGCAAAGCAAACACCAGAUAAGGACAGCAGAUUUUUUUCCUACUCAUCAUCAUUAUCAUCAUCUUCAUCAAUUGUUUUUAUCAUUCAUUUGAGUGUACAAACUAUAAAAACUUUGGCAUUUAAACAUUGAAUUUUUUUUUUCAUUUCACCACCAGAGCUUCAGUAUUCAAGCAUUGAAGGACAUUCCAAUUUUUUUUUUGGUCGAACGAAAAAAAAAACAUCAAUCAAUCAUGAAUCAAUCACAAAUUCGAAUGAAUUUUCAUACUGAUUGUGAAAAUGGUAUUAAUAAAUUGAUCAAUCUUCAAUUGCGUGCAUCCUAUAUAUUUCAACAGAUGGCCAAUUAUUUUAAUCGUGAUGAUGUAGCAUUAUAUGGAUUUGAAAAUUUUUUUAUUGAAUCUUCAUUGAAAGAACGUAAAAAUGCUGAACAAUUUAUGAAAUUACAGAAUCAACGUGGUGGCCGUAUCAUUUUGGAUGAUAUACGAAAACCAUUACAACAAACCUGUUCAUCCGGAUUAGAAGCAAUGAAUGUUUCGAUUGAAUUGAAAAAAACAAUCAAUCAAUCAUUAUUAGAUUUGCAUGGUUUAGCAUCUAAACAUAAUGAUCCACAUUUUGCCGAUUUUAUUGAAUCACAUUAUCUUGAUGAACAGGUUGAAGAUAUUCGAAAAUUAUCCGAUUAUAUUACAAAUCUUAAACGUUGUGGUAAUGGAAUUGGUGAAUAUCUUUUCGAUCGUCAUUCAUUACAAUAACCAAAACAAAAAGAAGUUUUUAUUUUUUUUACUCUUUAAUUGAAUUAUUAAA
Messenger RNA from Dermatophagoides pteronyssinus (European house dust mite), 913 nucleotides. Its product is annotated as ferritin, heavy subunit-like. NCBI's taxonomy places the organism in Eukaryota, Metazoa, Arthropoda, Arachnida, Sarcoptiformes, Pyroglyphidae. Gene Ontology annotation, biological process: intracellular iron ion homeostasis; iron ion transport. The record is from RefSeq and is a predicted model, not a curated record. Gene Ontology annotation, cellular component: cytoplasm. Gene Ontology annotation, molecular function: ferric iron binding; ferrous iron binding.